CUUCUGGACGACACCCCCCCACCCCCUCUCAGAAAACCUUCCCUCUCUGCCAUGGGGGUUCUGUGAGCCCCAAGAAUCUGCUUGAGGCCUGGCUUCCGGUGCUACCCUCCCCAGACCAUGUGGUGGUCACUCCUCCGAGGCCCACCGCUCCUUUCCCCCUUUCUGCAAGUGACCGAAGUUGCCACCGGCUGGGAGGCCCGCCUGGCACUGUGGAUCCUCAGCUUCGCCUCGGCCGUGGUGCAGAUGGAGAGCCAGGCGUACUCUCCCACCGUCAACACGCACUAUGGCAAGCUGCGGGGCGUGCGGGUGCCCUUGCCCAGCGAGAUCCUGGGGCCCGUGGACCAGUACCUGGGGGUCCCCUACGCAGCGCCCCCCAUCGGGGAGAAGCGGUUCAUGCCCCCUGAGCCACCCCCCUCCUGGUCGGGGAUCCGCAACGCCACACACUUCUCCCCGGUGUGCCCGCAGAACAUCCACACAGCCGUCCCCGAGAUCAUGCUGCCCAUCUGGUUCACCUCGAACCUGGACAUUGUGGCCACUUACAUCCAGGACCCCAAUGAGGACUGCCUGUACCUCAACAUCUACAUCCCCACUGAGGAUGUAAAACGGAUUUCCAAGGAAUGCGCCCGAAAACCCAACAAGAAAAUAUGUAGGAAAGGAGGCGGCUCCAGCGCUAAGAAACAGGGCGAGGACUUAGCGGAUAAUGACGGGGAUGAAGACGAAGACAUCCGAGACAGUGGGGCCAAGCCGGUGAUGGUGUACAUCCAUGGCGGCUCAUACAUGGAAGGCACAGGCAACAUGAUUGACGGCAGCGUGCUGGCCAGCUACGGCAAUGUCAUCGUCAUCACCCUCAACUACCGUGUGGGAGUGCUGGGAUUCCUGAGCACCGGGGACCAGGCUGCCAAGGGCAACUAUGGGUUGCUGGACCAGAUCCAGGCUCUGCGUUGGAUCAGCGAAAACAUCGCCUUCUUUGGCGGCGACCCCUUGCGCAUCACUGUCUUCGGUUCGGGCAUUGGUGCCUCCUGCGUCAGCCUGCUCACGCUGUCGCACCACUCCGAGGGCCUCUUCCAGAGGGCCAUCAUCCAGAGCGGCUCUGCCCUCUCCAGUUGGGCUGUCAACUACCAGCCAGUGAAGUACACCAGCCUGUUGGCUGACAAGGUUGGCUGCAACGUGCUGGACACGGUGGACAUGGUGGACUGCCUGCGGCAGAAGAGCGCCAAGGAGCUGGUGGAGCAGGACAUCCAGCCAGCACGCUACCACGUGGCCUUCGGGCCCGUCAUUGAUGGGGACGUCAUCCCUGACGACCCGGAGAUCCUGAUGGAACAGGGCGAGUUCCUCAACUACGACAUCAUGCUGGGCGUCAACCAAGGCGAGGGGCUCAAGUUCGUGGAGGGCGUGGUGGACCCAGAGGACGGUGUCUCGGGCAGCGACUUCGACUACUCCGUCUCCAACUUUGUGGACAACCUGUACGGCUACCCUGAGGGAAAGGACACGCUCCGUGAGACCAUCAAGUUCAUGUACACGGACUGGGCUGACCGGGACAACCCCGAGACGCGCCGCAAGACGCUGGUGGCCCUGUUCACCGACCACCAGUGGGUGGAGCCCUCAGUGGUGACCGCUGACCUGCAUGCCCGCUAUGGCUCCCCCACGUACUUUUACGCCUUCUACCACCACUGUCAGAGCCUCAUGAAGCCGCCCUGGUCCGACGCCGCCCACGGGGACGAGGUGCCUUACGUCUUCGGGAUCCCCAUGAUCGGGCCCACUGACCUCUUCCCCUGCAACUUCUCCAAGAACGAUGUCAUGCUGAGUGCUGUGGUCAUGACCUACUGGACAAACUUUGCCAAGACCGGGGACCCCAACAAACCGGUGCCUCAGGACACCAAGUUCAUCCACACCAAGGCCAACCGCUUUGAGGAGGUGGCGUGGUCCAAGUACAACCCCCGCGACCAGCUCUACCUGCACAUCGGCCUCAAGCCGCGUGUGCGAGAUCACUACCGCGCCACCAAGGUUGCCUUCUGGAAGCACCUGGUGCCGCACCUGUACAACCUGCAUGACAUGUUCCACUACACCUCCACCACCACCAAGGUGCCGCCGCCCGACACUACCCAGAACUCCCACAUCACCCGCCGGCCCAACGGCAAGGCCUGGAGCACCAAGCGCCCAGCCAUCUCCACCGCCUACACCAGCGAGGGCUCACAGGAGAAGUGGAACCCGGAGCAGGACGGGGCGGGGACCCUGCUGGUGGAGAACCCCCGGGACUACUCCACCGAGCUGAGCGUCACCAUCGCCGUGGGUGCCUCGCUGCUCUUCCUCAACGUCCUGGCCUUCGCCGCCCUCUACUACCGCAAGGACAAGCGCCGGCAGGACACGCACCGUCAGCCCAGCCCGCAGCGGGCCACCAGCGCCGCCAACGACAUCGGUCACACCCCAGAGGAGGAGAUGCCAUCGCUGCAGGCGAACCAGGCGCACCACGGCGACUGCGAGGCCCCCCACGACGCCCUGCGCCUUGCCGCCUUGCCCGACUACACGCUCACCCUUCGCCGCUCGCCAGACGACAUCCCGCUCAUGACGCCCAACACCAUCACAAUGAUCCCCAACUCCCUGGUGGGGCUGCAGACCCUGCACCCCUACAACACCUUCGCCGCCAGCUUCAGCAGUACUGGGCUCCCGCACUCACACUCCACCACCCGGGUAUAGCCUGCCCCAAGCACCCGUGCACUCCCCGUUCGCCCUCGCCGGACCUGGCACUGCCGGGGGGAGGGGGGAGUGGCGGCAAGGUGUGGCGAGCAUCCCUGGACUACUCGCCCUUUGGGGAUUUCGUUUGUAUCAAGUGCUUUGACUCUCCUGGAGGCCCGGCAAGGGUCUUGGCCGAGCAGAAGGGGGCCAAAAACUGUGACCAGAGCCGCCUGCUCCCGAGUCCAGACACUGUGCAGGAGGGGAUCGGGGAGCCCUCUGAACCUGCUGGAGGCCCCUCCCAGCACCUCCCCAGAGCCACAGGGCACUGCCUGGGGAACCCCAACUGUGGGCCUUGGGGUGGCUCCUGCCUGCCAUUCCUUCCUUACCACUAGAGAUUUACCAGUCAGUGCCAUGGGAAAACAACUCUCGUGGGCUGAGUUGCCAUGCCGAGACAGCGGCUUGGGACCGCAUGCCAGGGAGCCCUGGGCAGGUGCAGUCCGGUGCCCAAAGCCCCAGUGCUGUGUCCUGGAUAUGUAGCCUGCACUUGGUGCUGGGCCCAAACAGAUGCUGUCCAGGUGGCUCUACUUCCCCCCCCACCCCGUCCCCCGCAACCCUCACGCCUCUCCUUCGUGUCGUGGAGAAAACUUUUUUCCUGUCCGUCUGUUUCUUUCCAAGAGACGUUUUUUAAGCAGAUCUUUAGUUCUUUAAAACACUAACGGAAAACGCCGUGUUUUGUCCUUUGUAAAGAUUUUAAACUUAAGUGUUCUUGAUAUAAAAAAAGCCAGUUAGACACACACACACAUACACACCACAAAUACACAAACACACACACACAGAAAGAGAGAGAGACCCCUCCCCAUACACUGGGAAACACAGACAUGCACCUGCCAACCCCAUCUGUGCUGCAGCCUCCCUCUGCCCACCGCCGUGGCCCUGCCAGCAAUGACCUGUGCCAAACCGAGAAACCAGCCAGACUUCCCUUGGGGCAGCAGUCGCCCCCAGCAGGCCCCCAGGUCCUUUUGUACUUUUGAUAUGCCCUUCCGCAGCCAUUCAUUCCUGUACGUGUCAACCAACCAACCUGUGGCCUGGAGGCACCCAAGGGAUGACCUAGUUCCUUCCGCCUCCUGCCUCUCCUCCAUGCUGCUGCCCCCCCAAUUGCAUUGGCCAGCCUGGCCUGUUCCCCUCCCCACCCGCUGUGCCAAACCUCCCGUGGUUUUCAAACCCCUUUUGGAGCUUGGCCAAGCCCACCCUCCCAUCCCCCUCAACCGCUCCCUGCUCCAUGCCAGCCGGACGCACCUAUCCUGGCCUCCCCAGCGCCUUGCCUUCUUGGGUUGGAUCAGGCCAAUGGACCUCAGUGGCAUUAGGUGGGGCAGGAGAAGGAGGAGGCCAAGGGCAGGCUGGGCACAGAGAGGAGCAACUGGGAGGGUUGGGCAGGGGGGAGGGAAUAGAUCUGCAGGGCAGCGCAGUGUAAAUGCAGUGUGCCCAGGGAGAUGGCAGGGGUGCUGCGUUCACGCACAAUUGGCUUUCCUCGCCCACUGCAAAACCCAGGUGCUCAAGGUCAUGGGAGAAGGCACAGAGGGCUGUGUUUGGUGGGUGGGGGGUGCUUCUGACAGAGCUGGCAGAAACUCAGCCGCCAGCCAAUCCGGGGGACUGGGGUGCAAACAGCCAAAAUAUGGUUGGACCAGGGCUUGGACAUUCGGUGGGGUGGGGUCUUGGAGGUCUGGGGGGGAUGGGGGUCCUGUGGUGGAGGCGGCACAGCCCUGCCAUUGGGCAGCAGGAGCUGGACCCGGCUUGUGGCAAUGGGGCGGGGUGGGGGCUGCGCAGGAUUAAGGGAGAGGCAGGAGCACCGCCCAAGGGUCAGAUGGACACCGAGGCUGGGGAGGCUGCGGGGGUCACGAACAUGGGGACUGAGCCGGGAUGGUUUGGUGCAGCUUGUUUGCCCUCCCCCCCCCCCCCGGAAGCUGCAAACUCAACUUCAGGGGGCAGAGGGCAUUUAAGAGGGCUCUAGACCUGACCUGCCCCCCUGUCCUGCUUCAGAGGGUACCUUUCAGAGCCAGCAGCGGAAGGUGGGGUGCAGGCGAGCGGUUCUGGCUGAGAAUGUAUUUACGCGGCCCUGUCAAUCACCUGCGCAGAGGAAAAGAAAUCCAAAUAAAGCGGAAGGGGUAUUUUUA
Molecule: messenger RNA, 4844 nt
Organism: Podarcis raffonei (Aeolian wall lizard)
Lineage: Eukaryota; Metazoa; Chordata; Lepidosauria; Squamata; Lacertidae
Gene: NLGN3
Product: neuroligin 3
Exons: 7
Coding region: 118-2694 (858 amino acids)
Biological process (GO): synaptic vesicle endocytosis; presynaptic membrane assembly; chemical synaptic transmission
Cellular component (GO): cell surface; postsynaptic specialization membrane; synapse
Molecular function (GO): neurexin family protein binding; signaling receptor activity
Source: RefSeq, a predicted model, not a curated record